This is a messenger RNA of Sparassis crispa, 594 nucleotides long. RefSeq lists its product as hypothetical. The record is from RefSeq and is a predicted model, not a curated record. The transcript has 2 exons. The coding region runs from base 1 to 594 and encodes 197 amino acids. NCBI's taxonomy places the organism in Eukaryota, Fungi, Basidiomycota, Agaricomycetes, Polyporales, Sparassidaceae.
AUGCAACAAUAUGACAUGUACGCCUGGAAGACGACACGCAAGGCCAAUACGUGCAGCAGAUGCAAGGUGAUCAUGUAUCCAGGCCCGGAAGGCUCAGAUAUCAACCACAAGCGAUCGUUCUGCUCCGACGGUGUCCGACAGAAGCCGAAGAAGUUGGAAAUGCUAGUUGACGGCAAGAUUGUCAAGUCUGUCGAGGACGUGCCAGCCUGGCCGCAGCCCUCGGGCAUUUUCAGCACCGGUACACACUUCAACCCGCACGUCUUCCUGGCGACCAUCCGCACCAUGUACGAGGACCUCGUGGUGAAGCGCUCCACUGGCGGUGAGCACUCGAUGGAGUACGUGGCAUUCGCCGCGCUUCUCGAGAAGCGCACCGUCGUCGACGUCGACCCGGAAUCCGAGCCGGGCGGCCGUAUGGUGCUCUUCGAGCUGUUCAAGUCCCUGGUCGUUGCUCCCAGCAGUGCCGAUCUCAUUGUUGAGCGCGGGGGUAUCAAGUACAUGCGGUUGGAUUGCCUUCAUGAAAGUGUGUCGAAGGCCGACGCCGAUGGCGGGGACAGGUGCAACAGUUCCGACUCGGAACCCACCGCCCAGGCCUAA